UCGCACAACCAGCCCUUCUUUAUUGUAUCUGGCAACAGUAAAACCUCUGUAUUGUUAAUCUUGUACUGGAUCGACGAAGUCGUGUUUGCAAACGUAAUUUGUAUAAGUAAUUCGACCACAAUGUCGGACGAAAAACCUGGAACGUCAUCAGAAGGGGGAUCUGCAUCUACAAAGACAGACCAGCCUUUGAGUUCAGGUUCUGCGAUGGCUUUGAAGACUUGGGAAAUGCAGAACAAUAUGGAAAUUGUUCACUCAGUCGACGAAAUCUACAAAUACGAGCUGAAACAGCAACAAGAAAUGUUGAAUGCAAAACCAUGGACAAAGGAUCCGCAUUAUUUUAAAACCAGUAAAAUAUCUGCACUUGCUUUACUCAAGAUGGUUAUGCAUGCUAGGUCAGGCAAGAAUUUGGAGGUUAUGGGUCUGAUGCUCGGAAAGAUAGAUGGCCCAAACAUGCUUGUCAUGGAUUGCUUUGCACUUCCUGUUGAGGGCACAGAGACACGGGUCAACGCACAAGCCGCUGCAUACGAAUACAUGACAGCCUAUGUUGAUAAUGCUAAACAGGUUGGCAGACUGGAGAACGUGAUCGGUUGGUAUCAUAGCCAUCCAGGAUAUGGUUGCUGGCUUUCUGGAAUUGAUGUUGAUACCCAGAUGUUGAACCAGCAAUUCCAAGAACCAUUUGUGGCGAUAGUGAUUGAUCCAACACGAACCAUCAGCGCUGGGAAAGUUAAUAUUGGAGCGUUCAGGACAUACCCCAAGGGUUACAAACCACCAGACGAAGGCCCUGAUGAAUAUCAAACAAUUCCUCUCAGUAAGAUUGAAGAUUUUGGAGUUCAUUGCAGGCAAUACUACUCUCUCGAGAUCACAUAUUUCAAAUCGUCAUUGGACAAAAGAUUGCUGGAAAGUUUGUGGAAUAAAUAUUGGGUUUCUACGCUGAGUAGCUCAAGUUUGAUUACAAACAGGGAAUACAUGACUGGCCAAAUCUUUGAUUUAUCUGAAAAGUUGGAACAGGCGGAAACGCAAUUGUCACGCUCCAGUAGUUCUAUUUACUCUUUUGAUACGCAUGACCGAAGAACAGAAGAUAAACUUGCAAAAGCUGCAAAGGACAGCAAAAAAUUAACAGUGGAAGCAAUUCAUGGACUGAUGUCACAAGUAAUAAAGCAUCAAUUGUUUAAUCAACCGAAACCAACACUAGAGGCAGCAGAGACAUGAAGCAGCAGUUUUUGAAUCUUGUAAUAAUAACUCUGAGAGUUCGUAUCGUGGCCGCAUCAAGGCUCGGCUGUGCAUAUUUGAAAAAUUGCAAGAGAGACCACUCAGACCAGAGCUCUAUUUUAUAUUAUAUAUUUCUACUUGGUACUCCCGUAGUAUGUGUACCAGGUUAGGGCAUAAUUUUAUUCAGAUUCCCCUUAUAUUAGUUCUAUUACGAGUUUGGGACUGUUUGUGUUAGCCAAGUGAAUAUACCCCUGCCCAUAGGUUUCAGUCCCUUUACACAACUUGAUGUAAACUAGGCGAACAAAAAUAGUUACUUCCAUAUUGGUACACAUACUUCUGGAACGUCCUCUAUUUAAUCCAUGCGGUUUCCAAAAUGUGCUGUCCAAUGGGUCCUAUCCGCCAAAUAUUCUCCAAUUUAUUUUAAUUGGGGCUUGCGUUUUCUCGAGAUGGAGACUGGCCACUACAAGCUGUGUUUGUGUAACUUUUCUAUGCUUCGUCAUGAAGUUCUAUUUUCGUAAAGUAAAAAUUUACGAAUGAUAUUAAAGACUGUUUUCAAUGUUG
Messenger RNA from Styela clava, 1770 nucleotides. The record is from RefSeq and is a predicted model, not a curated record. NCBI's taxonomy places the organism in Eukaryota, Metazoa, Chordata, Ascidiacea, Stolidobranchia, Styelidae.